GGACCAGCGGCCCCCUCCUCUGUGUGAAUCUGUCAGGGGAGUGUGUAUGUGUGUGCGCCAUUGAGGACACUUCUUUUUAAACUUACAGCACUCUUUAGGAGCGGUGGGCAGGCUUUUCCAGAGUGUGAGAGAGGAGAGGAGCCCCCUGUGGUGCUGUGAUUUGACUCAACAAACAGCCGGGCUCAGAGCGGUACCUCCUCCGGCGGACUCUCGGGACAGCGGAGAUUAACCUCAGACUCUGAACAUCUGAGGGAUCUAUACAUCUGAGGCAGCAGCCCCUGUAGAGACAACCAGCUGGAAGUCUUUCCUCUGAUUUCAGAAGGAGGGGACCGACUGCUGGCAGACAAACUCCUCGGACAGAGAGGGAAGUCUACACUUGUAGGAUCACUCUGAAGAAUAAAGUGCAUUGAAUGCUUUUACCAUGAGGAGGGUGACGGCAUCCACGCUUCAUCUGACGGUCACAGUGACAGCUCUCCUGUAUUUCUGCACCGAGCUGCGCUGUGUAGAGAUCUCACCCGAUGACAAAGAGCUCACCUUGGCUGAAGGCUCCUUUCUCAGCCUCACCUGCUCCGGCUCAGGGGAAACCACCUGGGAGUUCAAGAGGGACGAUGUGCCGUACUGCCAAGUGGAACAAGUUCAAAAUGGUGGUCCUAGCUACGAAAUUGUGCAAAGCAACCUCACAUCCAGUGUUUUGAGCUUGUGGAACAUGAGCUGGAAGCACACGGGGGUGUAUCUGUGUGUUGACCGACACACUGGAGAAACUAAGGAGGUGGCCGUUUUUGUUCCAGACCCUAAGGUGUGGUUCAUAGAGCGCUCCCACGGCAUGGUUACAAAGACCAGUGAGGAGAGCAUCGUCCCCUGUGUGGUGAGCAAUCCUGACAUCAACGUCACCCUGUAUGAGAGGGACACUGAUCAGCCCAUCAGGGGGCUGUAUGUCCCCAGCGAGGGGUACAAGGCACCGCUGGAGGAACGGACCUAUGUGUGUCGUGGAGAGAUGAACGGGGAGGUGAUGGAGUCUCAGGCCUUCUACGUCUACAGCGUUACCAUCCCAGAGGCCAUCGAUGUCUACAUCAAUGCGUCGAACACCGUGCUGAAGCAGGGCGAACCGCUGACUGUAAACUGCACAGUGCACGGAGUCGAGAUAGCUGACUUUUCCUGGGAUAUGCCCAAUAGUGAGGAUGCCGAGCCGCUGACAGACGUCCUGCCCAACAUGAACAUGCGCUCCUUUCUGAUCUUCCCUCACGCCACGGUGGCCAACAGCGGAAACUACGUGUGCCAUGUCCACGAGCCUGUCCUAGACCAGACUGCCUCUGCCAGCGUCAACAUCACUGUGCUCGAGCGAGGUUUUGUGGACGUGAAGGCGGCUCAGAAACGAAACAUUUCAGCCCGGCUGCAGGAGAACGUGGAGCUGAGGGUGGAGAUUGAAGCCUACCCUCCCCCUCAGGUCCGCUGGAGCAAAGACGGGGCAACCAUCAAGGGACACAAACCCAUCACAACCAGACAAGAGCAUGAGAUCAGGUAUGUCACUAUUCUAACCUUGGUAAGGGUGAGGACGGAGCAGAAGGGCCUCUACAGCGUCCUGGUCACAAACGGAGAUGACACAAAGGAAGUGACGUUCGACCUGGAGGUACAAGUUCCCUCUCAGAUUAAAGACCUGACGGACCACCACCUCCCUGGAAAGAAACACUUGGUGACCUGUGUUGCUGAGGGGGUCCCGGUCCCGAGCAUCCAGUGGUACAGCUGUGACAGCAUGCACAAGUGUAGCAACCAGACGGAGGUGUGGCAGCCUCUGAUAGCAGAGCCGGAGGUGGUGAGCAUCCGGACCAACGUGAGCUACAGCGACACUCGUAAAACAAACCAGGUGCGGAGCCAGGUGACCUUCCACAAGCCCCAGCAGGUGACGGUGCGCUGCGAGACCAGCAACCGGGCCGGACUCCUCGACAGAAGAGACGUCAAACUGGUGUCCAACACGCUGUACUCCCAGGUGGCAGUGUUGGCUGCUGUUCUGGCCUUAGUCGUCAUCAUUAUCAUAUCCAUCAUCAUCCUCGUUGCUGUAUGGAGGAAGAAACCUCGCUAUGAGAUCAGAUGGAAAGUGAUAGAGUCUGUGAGCCAGGAAGGGCACGAGUACAUCUACGUGGAUCCCAUCCACCUGCCCUAUGACCUCGCCUGGGAGAUGCCGCGAGACAACCUGGUGCUGGGUCGCACUCUUGGAUCAGGAGCCUUUGGCAGGGUGGUCGAGGCAACUGCGUACGGUCUCGCUCAUUCCCAGUCCAGCACAAAGGUUGCGGUGAAAAUGUUGAAAUCUACAGCCAGGAGGAGUGAGACUCAGGCUCUGAUGUCAGAGUUGAAGAUAAUGAGUCACCUGGGCCCACACCUCAACAUCGUGAAUUUGCUGGGAGCUUGCACCAAACAAGGCCCUCUGUAUCUGGUGACAGAGUACUGUCGUUAUGGCGACCUGGUGGACUACCUGCACAGGAACAAGCACAGCCUGCUGCAGAACUACGCCGAGAAGAACCAGGACGAAAGCUGCCUCAUCUCCGGAGGAAGCACUCCACUCAGCCAGAGGAAAGGCUAUGUGUCCUUUGGGAGUGAGAGUGACGGAGGAUACAUGGACAUGAGUAAAGAUGAGCCCUCCAUCUACAUGCCCAUGCAGGAGCAUAUGGACACCAUCAAGUAUGCAGACAUCCAACCCUCUCCAUACGAGUCUCCCUACCAGCAUGACAUCUAUCAGGAACAAGGUGGCAGCAGAUUGGACCUGUUCAUCAGUGACUCUUCUGCCCUCACACAUGACGAUCUGUUGGGCUUCAGCUACCAAGUCGCCAAGGGGAUGGAGUUCCUCGCCUCCAAGAAUUGCGUCCAUCGUGACCUCGCUGCCAGGAAUGUGUUGAUUUGCGAGGGGAAACUGGUGAAGAUCUGCGACUUCGGCCUGGCCAGAGACAUCAUGCAUGAUUCCAACUACAUCUCUAAAGGCAGCACCUUCCUGCCCCUGAAGUGGAUGGCACCAGAAAGUAUUUUCCAUAAUUUGUAUACCACCCUGAGCGACGUGUGGUCGUACGGCAUCCUUCUUUGGGAGAUUUUCUCUUUGGGAGGAACCCCCUACCCUGAUCUGCCCAUGAAUGAGUUGUUCUACAGCGCUUUGAAGAGAGGCUACCGAAUGUCCAAACCUGCACACGCCUCCGAUGAAGUUUAUGAAAUCAUGAAGAAGUGCUGGGACGAGAAGUUUGAAAGUAGGCCUGAGUUCUCCUUUCUGGUCCAAAGUGUUGGGAAUAUGCUGACCGACAGCUACAAAAAGAAAUACAACCAAGUCAAUGACAGCUUCUUGAAGAGUGACCAUCCAGCAGUCACCCGCACCAAACCCAGGCUCUCCUCACCCUUUCCGAUCGCCAACCCAGCUUUCGGGUCCCCACCCCCGCACUACGUCCCCCCGGACCCCUACACCCAGAGCCCGGGCCCCGGAGAAUUCAGAGAAGAGGCAGACACACAGGAAGUCGUAACUGCAUACAACGAAUACAUCAUCCCCAUCCCAGACCCCAAGCCCGACGACGUUUUCACUGAUGUCACAUCAGAAAGCCCUGCAAGCUCUCUGGCUCUGGAGGAGGAGACUGACUCCAUGUCGCAGGACACGGCUGACACUCUCCCAGAAGACGACCGGCCGGAGGACACCAGCGAGAGAGACGCUCUGCUGGGCUGCUCCGGGACGCCCGAGGUAGAAGACAGCUUCUUGUAGCCAUGUCUAGGAACCCUUAGAAAAAUAACCCCUUUUCUGGGAAAUUUAAUUUGUAAUCCUGCCUUAAAAAAGGGAACCUGAUUUAACUAGAAUGUAGCAAAUUUAGACUGAGAGACAAUCUCUGUAUUGCCACCAUGAUUUCCUCUAAACACUAGAGAAGUUUUACCCUUUUUUGAGUUUUGUAUCAAACUUAGUACCUCUGUAACUUAAAAGGCUACCAAUAAUGAGCAGGAUGUUAUCUUCCAGGCAUUUCACGGAAGAUUGGGAUAAUAUAGAUACGGUACUCUCCUCACACUCAGUUUACAGUCAGUAAAGACUUAUGUGCCUUUUUAGUUAAAAAAUACUUAGCCAUAUGUGUCUUUUAAGGCCUUUUCUGUUUUAUAUCACCCUUAACUGUUCACAACCACUGAAUAACACAAAAUGAUUAGCACAACAAUAUAAACAAACCAUAAACAAAUGUACAGAAAUACUGUUCAAACAAGACCAAUGUGUAGUUCACAUUUAAGUGAUAAUCAUUAUCAUUAAGUCAUUUAAUUUGAACUUUAUGUUACAUUUCUUCCUGAAGUACGAUCAGUAGCUGUGUUCACUGUAUUAUAAUAUUUUUAUAAAAUGUUAUUUCCAGGACAUGAAAUACAGACAGAAUCUACAUGCACUGUUUUACUAUAAGAAAUACUUUCUUUUUAGUUACAUAUUCCAUAAUGAUGUUUUUUUAGUUUAUUUUCUUUAGAUUUAUAUGAAACAUUUAUGAGUUUUUGUGAAUUUCAUACUUGUUUUGAAUUCAUAGUUUUGUGCCAGAUUUGCACUUUAUUAAGAAACAAAUUGGGAUUUUCAUAAGGAAGAUAUACAGUAAAUGUUCUCGACACAAAAAAGGGGAAUAGUCCAACUGAGAAUCAUGUGGCUGUUACAGUAAAUCAGUUUCUGUGACCACAGGUGACUUUCUCAAACUCUUAAUACAGCGUAUCACUGCCUUAGCACAAGACGGCAUGCAUGAGUGCCUUUGUAUAAACUUUUAAAGAUCUUUAUCUUGCAGCUAUUGUUGAUAUAUAGAGUUAUUGUACUGUUGCUGUUUGUGUACAUGUUAAAUGAUGCUUUGAGUCUUCUGUUGUAUAGCAUUCCCUCACACCAUUUCCACCAUUAAACACCACACAUUAUCAUUCUCUGUAGCAAUUUUAAAAUGCACAAGAUCACUGUAUCACAAGCUACGGUACCAAAGCUCUUUACAAAUGUAUUUUUUAUAUGUGCCAUUGUAUGUUGUAAAUGUGACAAUAAAUGUGUAUCAUCAUAAUUGCA
Trematomus bernacchii (emerald rockcod) is the source of this 5017-nucleotide messenger RNA. It is a transcript of the gene pdgfrb, whose product is annotated as platelet-derived growth factor receptor, beta polypeptide. The transcript is spliced from 23 exons. Gene Ontology annotation, molecular function: ATP binding; platelet-derived growth factor binding; platelet-derived growth factor beta-receptor activity. Lineage: Eukaryota; Metazoa; Chordata; Actinopteri; Perciformes; Nototheniidae. Gene Ontology annotation, cellular component: signaling receptor complex. The coding region runs from base 422 to 3727 and encodes 1101 amino acids. Gene Ontology annotation, biological process: cell surface receptor protein tyrosine kinase signaling pathway; angiogenesis; positive regulation of kinase activity. The record is from RefSeq and is a predicted model, not a curated record.